AGCCAGACCAGCAGGAUUUCAUACCCUGCUCUAUUCUGCCCUGGACAGGUGGCCCCAUAAUGACAGCUCCAUAAUGGCAGUGGAUGAGGCCCUCCUGCACACCAGGAUCACUUUUCUGCUGCUCUGGGUUGGGAUGUCUCUGUCCAUUUCUGGCCAGUCUAGGAACAGGCCCUCCCAGCACUUCUCCUCCCCAGAAUUGGUGAUCCCCUUGAAGGUGACUGGCAGGGACAGAGGUAUAAAGGCUCCAGGCUGGCUCUCUUACAGCUUGCGGUUUGGGGGCCAGAGAUACAUUGUCCACAUGAAGGUCAAGAAGCUCUUGGUUUCUAAACAUUUCUUGGUGUUCACCUACACAGACCAGCAGGCCCUCAACCAGAAUCAGCCUUUUGUUCCUGAUGACUGCUACUAUCAGGGUUACGUGGAAGGAGUCCCCGAGUCCCUGGUUGCCCUCAGUACCUGUUCUGGAGGCUUUCGAGGAAUGCUGCAGAUAAAUGACCUUGCUUAUGAAAUUGAGCCAGUUAGGUUUUCUGCCACCUUUGAACAUCUGGUAUAUAAGAUUGACAGUGAUGAUACGCAAUUCUCACCUAUGACAUGUGGGUUAACAGAAGAGGAAAUAGCACGACAUUUGCAGUUGAGAGCCUCAUAUAAUUCUACUCUGAUACAAAGUCCUUACACCGGCUGGUGGACCCACUUGCGGUUUGUUGAGCUGGCAGUUGUCAUCGACCACGAGCGAUUCCUCUACUAUGAAAGUAAUGAGUCACUAGCACAUCGUGACGUAUUUGAUGUUGUCAAUAUCAUAGAUAUCUUAUAUAGCUCUUUGGAUGUUGAUAUAGUUUUGACCGGGCUUGAAAUCUGGAGUCAAGGAAACCAAGUUUUUCACAAUCAGAUAGAUAAGCUUGUGGAGCAAUUUGGCCUUUGGAAGGGUAACCAUCUUAAUGCCCGAAUACACCAUGAUGUUGCCCAUCUUUUCAUAAAAAAAAGUUUUGGCACAAAACUUGGAGUUGGCUACGUUGCAGGAGUAUGCAUCCCUCCUUAUAAUAGUGGAGUUGAUGUUUUUGAAGGAGACAGUCUGUUUUAUUUGGCACUUACUGUGUCCCAUGAACUUGGUCAUAAUUUGGGUAUGCACCAUGAUACUGAUCAUUGUGUGUGUGGGCUUCGGUGGUGCAUAAUGUAUCCCUCCUGGAAGGUGACAGCUAGGUUCAGCAAUUGCAGUUAUGCCCGGUUUUGGGACAACGCCAACAGUAAAGGAUCAUGUAUUAAGUCACUUCCACAACCUGUGAAUACCUUUAUGGGACAGUUUUGUGGGAACUCAGUGAUUGAAGAAGGAGAGGAGUGUGAUUGUGGAAACAUACACCAGUGUUUAGAUGAUCCCUGUUGUCUGUUGAACUGUACUCUGAAGCCUGGAGCUGCUUGUACUUCUGGAAUUUGUUGCAAAGACUGCAAGUUCAUGCCAUCAGGGACUGUGUGCAGACAUCAGAUGAGUGAAUGUGACCUCCCCGAGUGGUGUAAUGGGACAUCCCAUCAAUGCCCAGAAGAUGUGUAUGUGCAGGACGGGGUUCCUUGUGGUGAAGAUGCCUACUGCUAUGAAGGGAGAUGUCCCAACCGUGACAAGCAGUGCAGGGAGAUUUUUGGCAAAGAUGCAAGGAGUGCAUCUCAGAAUUGCUACAGAGUAGUCAACACCCAAGGAAAUCGAUUUGGUCACUGUGGUGUCCUAGACCUAAUAUACAUAAAAUGUGGGGACCCUGAUAUCCUCUGUGGGAGAGUGCAGUGUGAGAAUGUGGAAGUAAUUCCUAAUCUGAUAGAGCAUUCUACAGUGCAUCAAAUUCACCUCAAUAACGCCACUUGCUGGGGCACUGAUUAUCACCUAGGGAUGUCCAUACCUGAUAUUGGCCAAGUGAGAGAUGGCACAAUGUGUGGUGAAAAAAAGAUAUGCGUCCGCAAGAAGUGUGUCACCAUGACCGACCCACCACCAGGCUGUCAGGCUGAUGACACCUGCCACAAGAACGGAGUCUGCAAUAGUAAGCAGCACUGCCAUUGCAACCAUGGAUGGGCGCCUCCCAACUGCAAGGAUGCCGGCCUUGGAGGCAGCGUCGACAGCGGGCCGCCACCUCAGAAGCAGAAGGCGGUGGGAAAAGACAAAUGGUUGCACUACCUGCCUUUAUUGUGGUUUAUUCCUUUCAGUCUUUUCGUUUUGCUUUUCCUAAUUAUACUUGGUAAGAAAAUUUUGGAGGAGGAGAGGAAGGAAGAGGAAAACUAAGACUCCUGCCACCUUAAACAAAUCUCUAGCACCUCUUUUAAUAAUACAGAAACGUUAGUGCAUGUCUGACUGUUCAAAGAAAAAUUUAAGGAUCCUUCAUAUCAGGAUCGGAAGCAUUAAUAUCACACCAAAGGAUUUCUAGCAUGUGCUUUCUUACCCUACAUGUUUUAAGCAAUAUUAAAACUUCAUUUUUUUGCCCUGGAA
Suricata suricatta (meerkat) is the source of this 2458-nucleotide messenger RNA. RefSeq names its product disintegrin and metalloproteinase domain-containing protein 20-like. Gene Ontology annotation, molecular function: metalloendopeptidase activity. Gene Ontology annotation, cellular component: plasma membrane; sperm head plasma membrane; external side of plasma membrane. The transcript has a single exon. NCBI's taxonomy places the organism in Eukaryota, Metazoa, Chordata, Mammalia, Carnivora, Herpestidae. The record is from RefSeq and is a predicted model, not a curated record. Bases 74 to 2254 code for a protein of 726 amino acids. Gene Ontology annotation, biological process: proteolysis; male gonad development.